AUGGUCGACCCCUCGGAGCCUGAGGAGCAGAACAAGUGUAAAGGCCCACAGCUCGACACGGCAGCUGUGGCCCCUGAAGACCCUCGACUGCCAGAACAGGCCGAUGGCGCGACAACAGAGGAUGAUGGGGAUGCCGGUUUCGAGACGCCGCCCUCAGGCAGUUCUGAGCCGAGCCCCUGCCACACCGCAUCCCCGGCGGUGCCAGACGCCGCCUCGAAGGAGCCCCCACCUGAGCCCCCACCUGAGCCCCCACCUGAGCAACCACCGACUCAGACUGACAGAGCUCCGUCACCAAAAUUGCACUUGGACCUGUACAACUUUGACUCAGCGGUCGCAGAGGGCAGCCGUUACGUGUUAACGAGCCCCCACUCUCUGGAGGCGUGUGCCCGAUGCGGGGUCAAACCUGUGGAGCUCCUGCCCCGCCCGCUGACCGACUUCGCCCGGGAGGCUCCUGGACGCUCCAUGCGCGUCGCGACGGGCCUGUUUGAAGUCUACGAGAGAGACCGCCACGCCAAACUGAGGCAGUGCAAGGAGGAGAGGGAGAGGAUUGUCAGAGAGGAAAAAAGAAGGAUUCUGCAGGCGACGGUCAAUACCGGCAGCGCUGCGUCACCGUCUGCUGUGGAGCAGCAGCACAAAGCCUCCUCUGACUCCUCUCAGCCGACUAAAUCUGGGCCGAUGACCUCCAGCUCGCCCCCAGAUAGAGCCUCCAGAGCCACAGCAUCAGGUCCAACAUCUAAACCAGCUACUGCUCUUUUAUCUAAAGCUCCCAACUCAAGUACAUCCCCUAAAUCUCAGUCCUCAAAAACUGCUUCCACAACCUCUACACCAUCCUCCAGAGGUGGUUUCCAAGGUUCUGCCAGGCCUUCGCCUGAACAAGUAAAAACCACACGGCCGCUAUCGUCCGGUUUUCCGGCAGUAGUCACGAAGUCCUCAGGCGGUAAAUCUUCUAACACUUUCCCAAGAUCUACACCAAAACCCCCCUCCUUCCCCAGAGCCAAAUCUACAUUGACAUCAUCAGUGACGAAGCCGGCAGUUCAGAGUUCUGGGACGCCUCUGAACGGCGUAACGGGAGCUCCGUGCUCUCAGCACAAUGGACAUCUUGGCCUUCACUCCAAGGUGCCAGCUAAAAGCCAUUCACUGGAGUCCAUACAGCGGAAGAUGGAUCCGGUCUGCUCCUCCACCUCCACCACCACAACCACGACGACAUGCACCUCCUCAGAGUCAGGCGCUUCCUCUUCAUACAGCUGGGACGGCGCCCGAGACCGCUGGGCUAAAGCCUCCAGUCCUCGGGCUCGCACGAUGGCCACCUUCAACUCCCUGAUGGGCCGCAGCCUCAGCCUCGGCGACCUGAGCCACUCCCUUCAGACGACGCAGAAGGUGGAGCGCAUAGUGAGGGAGGUGAGGCGUCGAGGCCUGAAGGCCGUGUCCGAGCGCGACCGCAAGAUCGCAGCCUUGAUGCUCGCCAGGUACCAGGAGGAGGACAUCAUGAGUCAGACCCGCUACGUGGCGCACCUCCAGUGGGACAGCGAACGCAGAAUGGACGAGCUGCGGCGAGAGCAGGAGGACAGGGAGAAGCAGCGGGCGGUGCUUCAGUGCCAGCGGGUGUGGCAGACCCAGGUGUCGAUACGGCAGCGGCGACUCAGCCAGCAGGAGCGACUGUCUGUGGCCGCCAAGAUGCGACAGGCCGAGGAGAGCGAGGAACGAUGGAGGGAGCUCGCGGAGCAGCAGGAUCGCAACCGCCUGCUGAGGUUACAGCAGGCCGCACGAGAGGAGAAGCAUAAGAAAGCUCUUCAGGAGCAGAACCUGAAGGCCCUGGAGGAGGAGAGGGCGGCCAUGUUGGAGCAGGAGAGGCUGCUGCUGAAGGAGAAGCUCACCAUGGCCGAGCUGAAGAGGCAGGAGAAGGAGCAUCAAAGCCAGGAGGACAGGCGAGGUCUGAACAAAGCGGAGAAGAGACGCCACGCCGCCCUGAUACAGGAGAUCGCCCGCAGAGAGCAGGAGGAGAGGGAGGAGGCCAGGAGGGCAGCGGAGGAGAAGCUCAGCCGCUCCCUGGAGAACUACGAGCAGAUAGUUGAGCGUCGAGGUCAGGAGCUGAAGGAGAAGGCCAAGCGCGAGGAGAAGCAGAUUCAAAAAGCACGCAAGGCAGCGGAGAAACGCGAGAAGCAACAGCAGCAGCUCCUGGAAGCUCGUGCGAAGGAGGCGGAGAAACGGGCGCAGCAGGCAGCUUUGGUGGCCGAGGAGAGGUCCAAGGAGAAAAGUCAGCGGGCCGUCCAGACCCGGCAGGAGAAGGAGAAACUCCAGAGGCUCAACAGGCAGCGGGUGGAAGACGAGGAGAAGCAGAGGCGUAUGGAGCUGCUGCAGUCCAUCGAGAGGAAACUGGAGAAGAGCGAGCAGAUCUUCAAGGAGAAGCAGGCGGUGCUGGAGAGCGCUCGCUCUGUGGCCCGAGCCUCUUUCCAUGUGCGAGACAAAGUGCGGGAGGAGACCAACAUGCGUACGUUUGAUAAGAUGGCCCUGGAAGCUCAACUCAAAGCCAGCCUGGAUGAGAAAUAA
Messenger RNA from Anoplopoma fimbria (sablefish), 2547 nucleotides. RefSeq names its product coiled-coil domain containing 177 (gene ccdc177). NCBI's taxonomy places the organism in Eukaryota, Metazoa, Chordata, Actinopteri, Perciformes, Anoplopomatidae. Bases 1 to 2547 code for a protein of 848 amino acids. The transcript has a single exon. The record is from RefSeq and is a predicted model, not a curated record.